CUGCUAAUAAAGGUGGUGGCAACGGGUCACCGCAGCGCUGGGGAUUCUCACACAUCUCAUUAAAAACCCUUCUCGGAGAACUGAAGAUGCGCCUUUGUGUCCGCACGCCCCCAUGUCACUUGCUGAGCAGGAGGUGAGCGGAGAUCUGUGCCCCACUGACGCCUGACACCGCUGUCACACGUGAUGUGGGACCUCUGCCGCUGCACCCACUCAGUGUGGAGCACGGCAGCAUCGUGUCACCCCCGCAGAGGGACGUGGAGCCAGCAGGGGCUGCCACCCGGCGAGGGAUGGGGACGAAGGGCCACCUGGGGCUGCUGUUGCUGCUGACUCUCCCUUCGUUCGGGCCGGCCAGGAGCUGGCUUCGGCCAUCGGUCAUCGGGGGGCACGAGGCCAAACCCCACUCCAGGCCCUACAUGGUGUACAUCCACAUUGCGAGGGCUGGCACCUGCGGGGGAGCGCUGCUGCACAAGCGCUGGGUGCUGACGGCCGCCCACUGUGUCCCUCCGGGGACGGAGGCUGUCGGGACGGUGAUGGUGGGGCUGCACAGACUGCAGGAUCGCGGGGUGGACACACAGACCUUCCCCAUCCAGGCGGCCUGUCGCCACCCUGGCUACAACCACCAGACGCUUGAAAACGACCUGCUCCUGCUCCAGCUGAAGGGGAAGGUGACGCUGAGUAGGACGCGGCAGGUCGUCAGGCUGUUGGGGCGGGAGCCGGCGGCGGGGACGGCGUGCAGCCUGGCGGGCUGGGGGACACGCGGGCACGGGGAGCUCUCGUCCACGCUGCAGGAGAUGGAGGUCGAGGUGCUGGACACGCGGAUGUGCAACAACAGCCGCUUCUGGAACGGCGAAAUCGCCCCCACCAUGAUCUGCUUCCAGGGUCGCCACAGGGGAUCGGCACCCACCAAGGGUGACUCCGGGAGCCCCUUGGUGUGCGGGAAGCGGGCGGCGGUGGCCGGUGUCAUGUCCUUCAGCAGCAAAAAAGCCACCGACCCUUUCAAGCCUCCGGUCGCCACCUCGGCCGUGAAACACAAGAAAUGGAUCCAGAAAACGCUGCGGAGGGGCUGCGGCUCCCCCCAGCCCGGGCGCACGGGACAGAGAGACCACCCCCUCCUAUUUACACAGGGCAGCUCCCCAGCCCCGUGACACCACCCUGCGAGCAUCCCCUGGGACGAGCCCGUCCGGACCCCCCAUCCGCCCACCAGCGAGACCCUGCCCGGCUCCUUCCGCGUCUUUUCCACCCAAAACCGCCUUGAACCAGU
This is a messenger RNA of Chroicocephalus ridibundus (black-headed gull), 1261 nucleotides long. RefSeq names its product granzyme M-like. The transcript is spliced from 7 exons. Gene Ontology annotation, molecular function: serine-type endopeptidase activity. Gene Ontology annotation, biological process: proteolysis. The record is from RefSeq and is a predicted model, not a curated record. Lineage: Eukaryota; Metazoa; Chordata; Aves; Charadriiformes; Laridae. The coding region runs from base 288 to 1145 and encodes 285 amino acids.